AUGGACUACCUCACUGUCAAUGGUAAUAGCGCGACUGACGUACUCAAGAUUGAGCGGCUUUAUUCGCUGUGCAGCAAGGUGGCAGCGCUAGAGGGGGGUGCAAGCCUGAGAAAGGCAUCUGCUAAUCCCCGAGUCGUCAUAAGCUUUACGAAUCAUGGUUUUAUCGACAUGGCCCUGAAUUUUGCUGCUUUUUUAAGACAGUCGGGCGUACACAACUUUAUUGUGUUUGCGCUGGACGAAAAGGCGUUUUUGAAACUACAAGAGAACAGAAUACCCACGCUUUUGUUAUCGCAGCACGAGCCGAUAUAUUCUGAGUCGGCUAGUAAUUUUGGGACAGUAGAGUUUAAUUCCAUAUGCAGACUGAAGCCGUGGAUAGUGGGAGAGUGCCUGAGGGGUGGAUUUGACGUUGUGUGGACUGACGUCGACGUGGUGUGGCUUAGUGACGCGCAAGGUUAUUUUGACAGGUUUCAGUGCGAGGUUGAUAUGUUUUUUCAGAGCGACGACGACGAUGUUUGCGCUGGGUUUUUUUACGCUAAGAGCAACUAUCGCACGGUGUCCUUGAUGUCUCAAGUUUUCAACUAUGCGAACAUAUACGUUGACGACCAGACCGCUUUUCGGAGGUUUCUUCGCGACCCCAAUUGGUCUCUCAGACUGACGCAAGCGGAGGCCGCCGAGCAGGGCCAGAAGACGUCUUCUAGGACGUUUAUGGCUGAGGGGGGGAUGGUUGAGAAUGAGCGUGGAAGAUUGAGUUAUUUUGUUUUGGAUCGCGUUCUGUUUGCCAAUGGAACGCGUUAUUUCAACAUUAAGCACCCACAGAGGUUGGGGGUGACCCCGAUUGUCGUUCACAAUAACUGUUAUAUUGGCCACGAUUCCAAGGUUUCGCGGUUGAAGUUGUAUGGUCUUUGGAUGUUGCCGGAUUCGGAGGAGUACGACUGGCGGGCGCAAGUUUCGCGGCCGAUUUGGUUGCCCUCGACGUCCGUUUUGCGGAGUCACGCGGAGCUCGUCACGGAGAUUGCCGUGCACCCGGGGUGCGGUUGUUUGUACACGUGUUCAUACGAUAAGACUGUGAGGCAGUAUGCCAUGGGGAAAGGCGAGGAGUUUGACCUGUCGGAGGUGAGUGAGAGAGUGCUGAACAGACGCGGCGGCGUUUGGUCGAUGGUUUGGGCACCGGCGCGGCCGCCAGAUCCGGAGGUGGGCUGGAGAUGCGCUACGGCGGGGCACGACGGGAAAAUUAUGAUUUGGGAGGUGGGGGAGGUGCAGGAGAAGGGCAGCCGCGAGCAGCAGCAUUGGAAGCUCGUCAGGGAAUUCAGGGGUCACUACUCGUCGGUGAUCAACGACUUGGCGUUUGAUCGACGCGGGAGCGUGCUUUUUAGCGCCGGCGAUGAUUCAGCGGUCAACUCUUGGGACACAGAGACCGGGGAGAAGGUUUUGAGUUUUUAUGGCAGCGACGAAUGGGUUGCGGCCGUCGAGGUAAAAGAGCCAAUGGUUUUUGGGGCGAGCAGCAGCGGAAUGAUUUAUUGCUGGGAGAUCGCUACUGGCAGAAUCGUGCAGACGUACAAGGGACACAGGCGGUGGGUGAGGGCGAUGUGCGUGGUGGAUGAAGUUUUGGUGAGUGGCGGAAGCGAAGGGCAUAUAAAAAUGUGGUCGAUAGGUUCUGGGAGGUGCUUGAAGACGAUAUUGAACGCCCAUGAAGGCGGAAUCAAUUCGAUAGUCUGCGUUGGCAACAGUUCGUCAAGCGGGAAAAGGGGUUAUCUUUACACGGCCGGGGACGAUGCGGUGAUCCGAGCGUGGGACUUGGAUGGCAUGCGGUGCGUGUGCGAAUACUUUGGACAUUCUGGAAUAAUCACGUGUCUUGCAGAGAGCAGGGGUCACCUUUUUUCUGGAGGAUUUGACAAGAGUGUGCGAGUGUGGCGCGCAUUCUGCGAGGGAGAGGAGGAAGCUUCCGGAACGGAGAAGAGUUCAUGGGGGCCGUCAGGCAAGGGCUGCGCUUAG
Schistocerca gregaria is the source of this 1992-nucleotide messenger RNA. RefSeq names its product UDP-galactose:fucoside alpha-3-galactosyltransferase-like. NCBI's taxonomy places the organism in Eukaryota, Metazoa, Arthropoda, Insecta, Orthoptera, Acrididae. Gene Ontology annotation, molecular function: protein binding. The transcript is spliced from 2 exons. The coding region runs from base 1 to 1992 and encodes 663 amino acids. The record is from RefSeq and is a predicted model, not a curated record.